Messenger RNA from Mesitornis unicolor (brown roatelo), 738 nucleotides. Its product is annotated as E3 ubiquitin-protein ligase TRIM39-like. Lineage: Eukaryota; Metazoa; Chordata; Aves; Mesitornithiformes; Mesitornithidae. The coding region runs from base 1 to 738 and encodes 245 amino acids. Gene Ontology annotation, molecular function: protein binding. The transcript is spliced from 3 exons. The record is from RefSeq and is a predicted model, not a curated record.
AUGCGACAGAAGGAACUCCAGCAGGUCUCCCAACAAAUUCAGACUCUUCAGAGAGCUUUGCACAACAUGCAGGAGUCUAAUCAGCAUGAAUUUAAGAUCCUCAGACGAGAUGUGGAGAACCAACUAGAGCUUUACAAAAUGCAGCGCUACAAAGUGGAUGUCACCUUGGACGCUGACACAGCCCACCCCAGACUGGAAAUCUCUGAUGAUGGGAAGAGUGUGAAAGAUACUGCCAUCAUCAGAAAUGUGCCCAGCAAUGCGAAGAGAUUUGAUUCCCACACUUUUGUGUUGGCAAAGGAAGGAUACACAUCUGGGAGACACUACUGGGAAGUAGAUGUUGGCAAGAGAAGAAACUGGGCCUUAGGUAUUGCCCAGGAAUCUGUGACUCGCAAAGGGACAUUGACUCCAUCCCCUAAGAAUGGCUUCUGGACAAUAGGGGUAGCAACUGGGCGAGACUAUUUUGCCUACACAGAUCCUUGGACCCGUCUGAGUGUGAGUGGGAAGCUGCAGAAGACUGGAAUCUUGCUGGACAUCUCAGCCAAGAAGCUCUCAUUUUAUAAUGUCCAUAAGAUGGCAGCCCUGUACACUUUUAUGAUUGCUGAUGGUAGCAGCCAGGAAGAGAAGAUUUUUCCCUUCUUCUCAACAGGCCCUGCUGCUUCUACAGAGCUUGACACUGAGCCUCUGAAAAUAGUGCAGGGGUUUGAUGAAGGGUUCAUUCUAGAUUGUGGAUGUCUAUAG